CCGCGAUCUCCCUUAAACGGCGCCGUGUCACCGCUGCUGGUCGAUGCCGCGGAUCGUGGGCUUCGCUGCCGCGAUUUUGGCCUCGCAAGUCGCGACGUAGAUCAUAGACGAACAACAUCGUCGUCAUCAUGCGGCUUUGUAAUCCGGAGUAGUUAGGCAGCGCGCUCUCGUUCCGAUCUUCGUUCCUUUUCUUCCCUCCUCCUUUAUGAAGCCUCGCUUUCAUCCGAGGUCAUUUUAGUUUAAUCAUUUUUACGCGUCCUUAACUGCGCGAGGAUCAGUCACAAGAGGUCAAGAAUUAAACAAGAUCUCUCAGGAGGAACGUCCAACACGGGCAUCAGAUUCACUACUCUCUUGGUAAGCACGAUUUUUUUCAUUGAUAACACAUUAGUACGUUACCUGGCUUAAGCUCUAAGGACUCUAAGAUAUUUCAUACACCGUUGUUCCUACAGCGAUGGAGAAACCUGCAAGCACGAACAUCAGCACACACAUCGUUUCAUUCAUUGAUAAUCUACACAUCUUGUUCAAAAAUAUCCAAGAUAGUUUAAAUCUAAAUAAUUAAUGUCUUAUACUUCAUCAUGUCUUACCCCAGGAUAUAUACUUAUCCUUCAUUCCCUCGAUCACUGUACAGUAUCUAGACGUGUUUUUGUGUGAAAAAAAGAACUAUAUUCGUGUAAGGGAUCAUAAGUAAACGUGCUCGCCGUAGAAGCAACAGAUAGAGAAAUGGCGAAUUUCCGUGGAUUUUAUAUACCCUCCUUCGGAGCAACGGUCAACGUCGCCUGGGAGACCUUGAAGGCUAAAUGGCCAGAGAACAGUCCGUGUAUGGAACUGAUUCGCGGCGGCGGCGGCAUGGGCCAAGGACAUCCUCAAGGUCAUGCCGGUCAGGGUCAGUUCAAGUCCUUCGACGAGGGCCGGGACAACACCGAAAUGAUGACCAUGAAUGGGGACCAGGCGUACCGGGAUCAAAACAACGUGGCAAUCGCCGAGGAUUCCUUCAGCUAUCAAAGAAACGGGGAUAAAGUUAGAACCGGAAGCAUGAGCAGCGGCGAUUUUAGCGAGUACGACGAGGGCGGCGGAGAGUUCGGUGCCUCAGGUGUCAAAAUCAACGAGUGGCAAGCCGCUUGGAACGUUACAAAUGCUAUUCAGGGAAUGUUCAUCGUCUCUCUGCCAUUCGCUGUUCUACGCGGCGGUUACUGGGCGAUCGCUGCGAUGGUCGGCAUCGCACACAUCUGCUGCUACACCGGCAAGAUCCUAGUCGAGUGCCUGUACGAACUGGACUCGGUGACAGGUCAACGUGUGCGCGUACGAGAUUCGUAUGUGGCCAUCGCUAAAGAAUGCUUCGGGCCAACGUGGGGCGCACGUGCCGUCAACAUCGCGCAGAUCAUCGAGCUGCUGAUGACCUGCAUCCUAUACGUGGUUGUCUGCGGCGACCUGAUGAUCGGCUCAUUUCCCGAAGGCGCGAUCGACACUCGCAGCUGGAUGAUGCUGAUCGGUAUAUUUCUGUUGCCGCUUGGUUUCCUCAAGUCGUUGCAGCACGUCUCUAUGCUGAGCUUCUGGUGCACGAUGUCUCACCUCUUCAUCAAUGCGAUCAUCAUCGGUUACUGCAUCCUGGAGAUCGGUGACUGGGGCUGGUCGAAGGUGAAGUGGACGAUCGACAUGGAGAAUUUUCCAAUCUCACUCGGCGUGAUAGUCUUCAGUUACACGUCUCAAAUCUUCUUACCGACUCUUGAGGGCAAUCUCAUCGAUCGCUCCAAGUUCGACUGGAUGCUGAACUGGAGUCACAUCGCCGCGGCCGCGUUCAAGUCGCUCUUCGGUUGGAUCUGCUUUCUGACUUUCCAGAAUGACACGCAACAGGUGAUCACCAACAACCUACAUUCGGCCGGUUUCAAAGGUUUGGUGAAUCUAUGCCUGGUCGUCAAAGCGGUGCUCUCGUAUCCGUUACCGUAUUACGCGGCUUGCGAACUCCUAGAACGCGCUUUCUUCCGCGGUCGACCGAAAACGAUCUUUCCGACUAUCUGGACGGUGGAUCGCGAGCUCAAGGUCUGGGGUUUGGCUUGGCGAGUCGGCGUGAUCGUGUUCACCAUUCUAAUGGCGAUCUUCAUACCACACUUCAGCAUAUUAAUGGGUUUUAUCGGUUCCUUCACCGGUACCAUGCUCUCAUUUAUUUGGCCUUGUUAUUUUCAUCUAAAGCUGAAGAGAAAUUCGAUGGAAUGGAGUGCCGUCGCGUACGAUUGCUUUGUCAUCUUCCUCGGUAUUCUCUUUGGCGUAAUUGGCGUCUACGACUCUGGCUCUGCGCUGAUUAACGCCUUUGAGAUUGGUUUACCCUUCUGAGCGAUCUCCCGCCAGUUAAGUCAUUUUGUGUUGUUGUUCAUGUCUUGUACCGAGAUGAUAUUACGCUCUCGAGCUGUCGAAAUAUUCGAUUCUAAUAUAUUGCUCGAUAUACAUGCAAUAAUUGCUGAUGCAUACGGGAGACUAUAUAAAGGGAUAUUCUGAAAUGAUAAUUCAUAGAAAGUUGCUGUAGGAAAAUAUUUUCUAAUAAAAAUUAA
This is a messenger RNA of Camponotus floridanus (Florida carpenter ant), 2543 nucleotides long. RefSeq names its product vesicular inhibitory amino acid transporter (gene VGAT). Gene Ontology annotation, biological process: amino acid transmembrane transport. Bases 721 to 2328 code for a protein of 535 amino acids. NCBI's taxonomy places the organism in Eukaryota, Metazoa, Arthropoda, Insecta, Hymenoptera, Formicidae. Gene Ontology annotation, molecular function: amino acid transmembrane transporter activity. The transcript has 3 exons. The record is from RefSeq and is a predicted model, not a curated record. Gene Ontology annotation, cellular component: vacuolar membrane.